AAGGAAUCGCUCUUUAUAUUCUUUUAUCUCUUAUUCCCCCAAAAAAAAAUGUCUCCUCUUGUAGCAUACGGCAGCAGCGAUAUAAGCCAAGUAGAAUAUGAUUUUUCAAGUGACACUGCAACUGUACCAACAAAUGAAAUGUUUGAUAUAAUGAAACUGGCUUCUCGUGGCGAUGAUGUCUUCCAGGCUGAUGGUGACUGUAAAGCACUAGAGGACUAUGUUGCCCAAUUAAUUGGUCAUGAAGCUGCUUUGUUUUGUACGAGUGGAACCAUGUCUAAUCAAAUCGGUCUUCGUUGUCACUUGACACAACCUCCCCAAUCAGUUCUUUGUGACUCUCGUGCCCAUGUUUUUAACUAUGAAUGUGGCGGUAUUGCUUAUCAUUCCCAGGCGAGCGUUACACCAGUUGUAGCCAAAGGCACCUAUUUAACAGCUUCAGAGGUGGAAAAGCACAUUAAUAAAGACUACUUGUGCGGUGCCCCAACAAAAGUUAUAUCCCUCGAAAACACACUAAAUGGCACCAUUAUGCCAAUUGAAGAAAUCCGAGCUAUCCAUGAUGUGGCUCGUGCCAACAACGUCAAAAUGCACCUUGACGGCGCACGGUUAUGGAAUGCGAGCCAAGAGACAGGUGUGCCACUAAGCGAAUAUGGAAAAUACUUUGAUACAAUCUCUGUCUGUCUGUCAAAGGGUGUUGGUGCACCUAUUGGAUCCAUUAUUACAGGCCCUAAAGAGCUUAUCGUACGUGCGCGCCAUCUUCGCAAGUUGAUGGGUGGCGGAUGGCGUCAGGCAGGCAUGCUCGCUCGUGCAGCUCGUUACUGUAUUGACAAUGUAGUGCCAACCAUGCCACAGACACAUGCACUGGCGCGAAAGCUUAGAGAUCAUUUGCAACUACUAGGCAUCAAGAUCCUUUUACCUGUGGAUACUAAUAUGCUCUUCAUUGACACAGCAGAAACAGGUGUCACUAUUCCUGAAUUAGCAGAGGCGUUAAAGGCCAAGAAGAUCAAGAUUCUUGUCAAUCCAGGAACAACGGCUCGCAUUGUACUUCACUAUCAAAUCACUCUUCAAGCUGUUGAAACCUUUAUGCAAGUGGUAUCAGAGCUAGCGUACGCUAAAAAGAAGACUGGGCUCAUAACUCCUCCAGAAAAGGAUGAUCCCGUUGUUGUGGUCGCAAAGGAUUUUGUAAAAAAUACAGCUUAAUUAAACAGAGUAUUACCACUUUUUAUUGUUCCCCGGAAAGUGCAGUCGUGCUCUUCCAAGCAUGAAUAUCGUGAGCUUCAAAAGCUAUCAGUUCUUUUGGACAUAGAUAUCUUGACUGAAUCAGUCCCAUUACUUAAGCUUUUCUUGUUGUCUUUUUUUUU
Rhizopus microsporus ATCC 52813 is the source of this 1355-nucleotide messenger RNA. RefSeq lists its product as uncharacterized. The transcript is spliced from 3 exons. Gene Ontology annotation, cellular component: cytosol. The coding region runs from base 49 to 1194 and encodes 381 amino acids. Gene Ontology annotation, biological process: L-threonine catabolic process; glycine biosynthetic process. Gene Ontology annotation, molecular function: L-allo-threonine aldolase activity. The record is from RefSeq and is a predicted model, not a curated record. NCBI's taxonomy places the organism in Eukaryota, Fungi, Mucoromycota, Mucoromycetes, Mucorales, Rhizopodaceae.